Messenger RNA from Aricia agestis (brown argus), 1584 nucleotides. RefSeq lists its product as uncharacterized. The record is from RefSeq and is a predicted model, not a curated record. Bases 253 to 1125 code for a protein of 290 amino acids. The transcript is spliced from 5 exons. NCBI's taxonomy places the organism in Eukaryota, Metazoa, Arthropoda, Insecta, Lepidoptera, Lycaenidae. Gene Ontology annotation, biological process: positive regulation of fibroblast growth factor receptor signaling pathway; positive regulation of epidermal growth factor receptor signaling pathway; signal transduction.
CAAGCGGGGAUCACCGCGAGCCGGAGCGCAUGACCAAUGACGCGGAGUUCAUUUCGCGCUCACCCUCAACGCGCGACGGACGUGUCGCGUCGCUUGUAGUACCGAGCGCAAUUCCGAUGUUUCCCGUGUUGUGUUUCUGAAAUAUUGACAUACGAGUGUGACAUGUGCUAUGGAGUUUGUUCUCUAGUGCUCGCCCCGGAGGGCUAAAUUGGUGUUGGAAAUUGCUUUGGAACUGAGGCACUAGGUACCGGCAUGCUGAAGCACGUGGCGGUGUCGCCGCACCGCGCGCGCGCCGACUCCGUGUCCCUGUCCUCGUCCGCGUCCUGCUGCAGCCUCGGCAGCCUCGACCACCGACACGACUCCGUCACCGACUUGUCGCAUCGCACUACAACAAUAAAAGUGUACGCGCGGUGUCUCCGGCCAGACAUCGAGUACAAGACGCUAUCGGUGACGUGGGGCACGCGCGCGCAGGAGGUGGUGUCCACGCUGCUGGGCAAGUUCCGGAUGCGGCACCGCGACCCGCGCCUCUUCUACCUCAGCAUGGAAGUGAGGGUGCGCGCCGCCGGGCUCCGCACCACGCUCGUGCUGGACGACGACGCCCGCCCCGCCGCUCUGCAGGCUUGCCAUCCUAAAGGAUACUCUAAAUUCUCCCUCCAAAUGCGUCCGGGUGGUCUGGUGAAGAUCUACGACUCUGCUCUGAUGUCGUCCUCGCAGUACAAGUGUCUGCUGACCAGCGAGCGGACCACGGCGGACGAGCUGCUCGCCAUCCUGCUGCACUGCUACGACUCCACCGAGGGCGUCGAGAGGUUCUCGCUGUAUGAGGUCUGUCCGUCCCAGGAGUACGAGCGGAAACUCCACCCCGACGACCUGCCCCUGGUGGUGCAGCGGUCGUGGCCGCACGACAGCGACUGCCACUUUCGCGUGCGGCGGAAUCCGCGCGCCCCACCCCUCCCGCCCCGCACCAUCCCCGCACCCCCCCAGGAGGCAGAGGAGGAUGACGAGCCCUCUCGCUCACUCUCGGCCCUCUCCCUCGAGUCCGACACCGAGAAGAGAUACAGCCCAGUGUACAAGUUCCCCAGCAUUAGUUAUUGUAAAGAAACAAAAAACGACUACCUAUACAUAUGAAGUGAAGUGAACGGUGUGUAAAUACGGUGUAAAGUGUAAAUAUGGAACGUUCGAAACCAAAGAGAUUUUGUUUGAGGGAUGUAGUGACUGUUUAAUGAGGCUUAAUGGAAAAUAUGGAACAUUUGGACACUUGGACAAUUCAAAUGCAACCUAGUAAGGUCUAGUCCGAUAGUGGUUACUUCAUGGGGUAUUUGUGCACGCUACGAUAAACAGUAUUCCAUUGUAUUAUCCACGACCAUUGUAUUUUCAAAGAAAAAGCGACCUUUGUCUAUAUUUUGUAUAUAGCACUUAAUUUAGCUAGUAGACGCCAAAGAGGUAAAGAAAAGUAUAUGAAAUUAGAGAUAUUUAUCUGUUACGUAUUGUGAUGUUUAAUUUAUUUAUGAAACAAGCAGCGGGCAAUGCUUUUAUUACAGUUUACUGUCGAAUUUCGAUUAAUGUAAUAAAUACGAUUAUUCUUUA